AUGGCCCCUCACGCUGAGGAGUCCGUCGGUUUUGCGAACGGUGGAAGUGGGACAGCGGCUACCCCAGCCAAGGAUCUCUUCGUCGUCGACUCGCCCAACGUGGAAUACACCAACGAGUCCAUCAAGUCCAAGUACACUUACCGUACUACGGCUGUUUCCAAGAACGCCGACGGUAAGUAUGUGGCCGUCCCCAAGGAGACUGUUUACGACUUCAAAGUCGACCGCAAGAUUCCCAAGCUCGGUGUCAUGCUCAUCGGUCUCGGUGGCAACAACGGUACCACUGUGACUGCUGGUAUUCUUGCUAAUCGCCGCGGUCUCGAGUGGGAGACCAAGGAAGGAAAGCGCGGUGCUAACUACUAUGGCUCUGUCAUCAUGGGAUCCACGACCAAGCUCGGCGUCGACAGCAAGACGGGUGAGGACGUCAACAUCCCGUUCCAUGACCUGAUGCCUAUGGUUCAUCCCAACGACCUCGUUAUCGGUGGUUGGGAUAUCAGCGGUCUGAACUUGGCCGAAGCCAUGGAUCGUGCUAAGGUGCUUGAGCCGACUCUGAAGUCUCUAGUUCGCAAGGAGAUGUCUCAGAUCAAGCCUCUCCCUAGCAUCUACUACCCUGACUUCAUUGCUGCCAACCAGGAGGAUCGCGCUGACAACCUCGUCCCCGGUUCCAAGGCAUCCAUGGCUCAUGUUGAGCAGAUUCGCAAGGACAUCCGCGAGUUCAAGGAAGCCAAUGGUCUCGACAAGGUUAUCGUUCAGUGGACUGCCAACACGGAGCGCUUUGCCGAGAUUCAGCCUGGCGUCAACGACACUGCCGACAACCUCCUGAAGGCUAUCGAGAAUGGCCACGAGGAAGUCUCCCCAUCGACCGUAUUCGCCGUUGCCUGUAUUUUGGACAAGGUGCCUUUCAUCAACGGUUCUCCUCAGAACACCUUCGUCCCUGGCGCUAUCCAGCUCGCGGAGAAGCACAAUGCUUUCAUUGGUGGUGACGAUUUCAAAUCUGGCCAGACCAAGAUGAAGUCUGCACUCGUGGACUUUCUGAUCAGCGCGGGUAUCAAGCUCACCUCUGUUGCCAGCUACAACCACCUGGGCAAUAAUGAUGGCAAGAACCUCAGCUCCCAGAAGCAGUUCCGCUCUAAGGAGAUCUCCAAGUCUAACGUUAUCGAUGACAUGGUCGCUGCCAACUCAGUCUUGUACAAGGAAGGCGAGCACCCGGACCACACCGUUGUGAUCAAGUACAUGCCCGCUGUUGGCGAUGACAAGCGUGCUCUCGACGAGUACUACGCCGAGAUCUUCCUGGGUGGACACCAGACCAUCAGCAUCUUCAACGUCUGCGAGGAUUCGCUCCUGGCCUCUCCUUUGAUCAUCGACUUGGUCCUGGUUGCAGAGAUGAUGACCCGCAUCCAGUGGAAGGCUCAUAGUGCCGACACCGCCGAUGCGAACUACGCCGGGUUCCACAGCGUUCUCAGCAUCCUAAGCUACAUGCUCAAGGCUCCCCUGACGCCUACUGGCACACCUGUCAUCAACGCACUCGCCAAGCAGCGUGCUGCCAUGACGAACAUCUUCAGGGCGUGUCUCGCCCUGGAGCCGGAGAGCGAUAUGACUCUUGAGCACAAGCUUUUCUAG
This is a messenger RNA of Didymosphaeria variabile, 1617 nucleotides long. RefSeq names its product Myo-inositol-1-phosphate synthase. Gene Ontology annotation, cellular component: cytoplasm. Gene Ontology annotation, biological process: inositol biosynthetic process; phospholipid biosynthetic process. Gene Ontology annotation, molecular function: inositol-3-phosphate synthase activity. Bases 1 to 1617 code for a protein of 538 amino acids. Lineage: Eukaryota; Fungi; Ascomycota; Dothideomycetes; Pleosporales; Didymosphaeriaceae. The record is from RefSeq and is a predicted model, not a curated record. The transcript is spliced from 3 exons.